Molecule: messenger RNA, 1395 nt
Organism: Clunio marinus
Lineage: Eukaryota; Metazoa; Arthropoda; Insecta; Diptera; Chironomidae
Source: the annotation of a GenBank genome assembly
AUGAACGAUAUUCUGGAUACGACGAUAUUUGAAAAUAUUGCAAAUGAAACUCUAAUUAACUUCAAUUCGACAACAACUGAAUACUUUACCAAUAAUUCUUAUGUUAACCAAACAGCAGAAAAUUUAACUUUAUCAGAAUGUGGAGAAGCGGAUUCGGAUAACGAACUGUUCGAGUUUUGGUCGAAUGGGAUUCUUCUGAAUGUUGUCGGCGUUCUUGGCAUUUUUGGCAACAUCUUGUCAAUGAUAAUUCUGUCUCGUCCACAGAUGCGUUCAAGCAUAAAUUAUCUGCUAAUUGGACUUGCUCGCUGUGAUACUAUUUUAAUUUUAACGUCCAUGUUACUCUUCGGAGUGCCCGCCAUCUAUCCUUACACAGGAUACUUGAGAUAUUACUCUCUUCGACUACUACCAGAGAUCUCACAGUUCGUCUAUCCCAUCGCAAUGACAGCUCAAACCGCCAGUGUUUACUUAACUUUAACUGUGACCCUCGAACGUUAUGUUGCCGUCUGUCAUCCGCUUCGUGCGCGGGCUCUCUGCACUUAUGGUCGUGCUCGUCUCUACGUGGUCGUCAUCAUUGCUUUCUCAUUCUUAUACAAUAUUCCUCGUUUCUUUGAAGUCGAACUCAUGAAAUAUAGCGACUACCAAUAUGGUUAUGUGUAUUGCAUCUCAGCUUCCAAAUUGAGGGCUGAAAAGCUUUACAUCAACAUCUACAUUCAUUGGCUUUAUCUGAUCUUCAUCUAUUUUAUUCCCUUCCUAAGUAUCACGUUCUUCAACGCGAUGAUCUAUCGACAAGUGCGACGAGCGAAUCGCGAGCGACAAAGACUGAGUCGGACAGAGAAACGAGAGAUUGGACUUGCCACGAUGCUUUUCUGUGUCGUCAUUGUAUUCAUUUGCUGUAAUAUUUUAGCCUUACUGAUAAAUAUCAUUGAAGCAUUUACCGGAAUAAUUUACGAUCCAGUGGUGAAAACGUCAAAUCUUCUCGUGACCAUAAAUUCGAGUGUGAAUUUCAUCAUUUAUGUGAUAUUCGGCGAGAAGUUCAAAAGAAUUUUCCUUCAGUUAUUUUGUAAAUUCCGACGAGUCGGUCGCGAUUCUCCCGAAGGAUUUGUGCACGACGACAGUUCAUUCUCCAAUGGAGAUGCCAGUAAUCGUAACUCGGGGCGAUUCCAACGAUCCGGAACGACUCGAAGUACGUCUAGGAAUGGAACGAGUAUAAAAACAAAUAGAAUAACAAGAACACAAAGAGCACCGUCACCUGGGCCAAUUGUUUAUUAUCCAGCACGGGAAACGUUGCCAAGACCAUCGGCAAUAUCAAUAACACGCAGCACAUCUCUGAUGAAUGCAGACUGGGAACGGGAAGACAUCAACGGAAAUGCACUCAUAAUGACGUCGGGCUUUUAA